Molecule: messenger RNA, 1512 nt
Organism: Camponotus floridanus (Florida carpenter ant)
Lineage: Eukaryota; Metazoa; Arthropoda; Insecta; Hymenoptera; Formicidae
Gene: Wdr92
Product: WD repeat-containing protein 92
Exons: 4
Coding region: 328-1401 (357 amino acids)
Molecular function (GO): ubiquitin binding
Source: RefSeq, a predicted model, not a curated record
AUGUGUAUACAUAAGACAUAUAAAUAAAGCUAUGUCAGAAAGAAGUUGAAGAGAAGAACGUAAUUUUCUCUUCACAAGAAAUAUACAAGCAUAUAUAUUGUAUGCAGCGUAUGUCAUGUGACAUUUGGAGCAACAGAAAUAUGCACUACCUUUGCUACAAAAAAAGGUCUGUUCCUGGAUGACAUUUUCUAGUUGUGACGGCAACGUGUAGAUGGCGCACGAGUUUGUUUAUAGUUACGCGCGAAAGCAGCUUAUGGCUUUUGCUGUAAAAAGAUGAGGACGGAUUUUCUUGACAAUUAAAGUUGAAAGGAGAUCUUUACCACAGACAUGGACAAGUUGGCAAAGCCGCAAAUAAUCUGUCACAUCGAGAAAUCGGUGGAUUAUUCGCUCUUUGAUGUCAAAUGGAUACCAUGCAGCGCCAAGUUCGUGGUUAUGGGGUCUCGACCUCGUGGUACCGGCAUUAUACAGAUCUACGAGUUGUCCAGCGGCGAGUUGAAGCUCGUGAAGGAUAUAGAGAGGUCUAAUCAGAUGAAAUGUGGGACAUUCAAGGCUUCCAAUCUUCGGGAUAGAUACCUGGCUACCGGUGAUUUUAAGGGUAAACUAAAUAUCUACAAUUUAGAGGAUCCCUCGAUACCAGUUUACACAGCUAAUGCACACACACAGAUUAUAAAUGCCAUUGAUGGAGUGGCAGGUACCAGCGUAGGAUGCGGUGCACCUGAAUUGGUAACUGGAUCCAGAGAUGGAAGUGUUAAAGUAUGGGAUCCCAGGCAAAAGAGUCGACCAGUUGCUAUUAUGGAACCUAAGGAAGGGGAAAGUCGACGAGAUUGCUGGUCGGUCGCAUUUGGCAAUUCUUACGAUUCUGAGGAAAGAGUAGUGGCUGCGGGAUAUGAUAAUGGUGAUGUCAAAAUGUUUGAUCUGAGAGCAAUGACGGUAAAGUGGGAAAGUAAUCUGAAGAAUGGAGUUUGUAGUCUCGAAUUUGACAGAAAAGACAUCCCCAUGAAUAAGCUGGUUGCCACUACGCUAGAAUCAAAAUUUUAUCUUUUUGACUUGAAGACUCAGCAUCCCAAGAAGGGCUUUCCGUAUCUUGUUGAAAAGGCCCAUAAAUCGACGAUAUGGCUGGUUAAGCAUUUACCGCAAAAUCGCGAAUUAUUCGCAACCUGCGGAGGUGGAGGGACUAUCUGCCUAUGGAAAUAUAAUUAUCCAGAGAAAAGAAAAACUACGGAUGUCGAUGGGAUCGAGCAGGGUGUUGUGGGCAACGUUAGCCUGCUGCAAAAUAGUAUGCUCUCAUCGCAACCCAUUAGUGCUUUGGAUUGGAGUCCGGACAAACAAGGACUCGGUGUUUGCACGUCGUUUGAUCAAUGCUUACGCGUUAUCAUCACCACGAAAUUGAAUACAUAUUGAUUAAACAGAAACAGCGAAAGAUGCUUGUAAAUAUAAGUCUAUAUAAGAAAAGUUCCUUCAAGCUCCAUUUUGUACGCUUAAGAUAGCUAUUAAUAAAAUUCUUAAAUUGUC